GAGCGUCCAAGCGCGUAAUCUUCACCAGCCAUCAUUUCCCGCCGAACACUCGCGGUAUAAGCGCGUGAGGGAAUGCGCGAGUAAUGAUCGCGUGAGGAUAUUCAGUAAGAGCGACGGCUAAUUGGUGUGAUUCGCGUCCCGACUCCCGCUCGACUGACUGACUGAAACGUCGAGGAAAUAGUGAAAAUACUGCAAAAGAGCUGUUUUUUCACCUUCUUUAUUCCCGCAUCAAGAAGGGAGUCUUUAGUUUUUUGGAUAUAGGGCGUUUGAAAAAAAAAAAAAAAAAAAAAAAAAAAAGCCUUCAGGAGGAACACUUGACUAUUUAAAGUUUUGUGAGGACGGUUUUUUUGUUCGGAGGUGAUUUGUCAUGUCACUCGUAAAAGAGGACUAUGAAAAGGGAGACAUUGCGGGAUUUAUGACUUUAUACUGUCUGGGACACACUCUGAGAUUGAAGUGAUGCUCCUUUUGUUGGUGCUGAAAUUGCUCAUUGGAUAAUAAUCAGUUAUUUUCCCUUCGAAGUUUACCUUAGAAAUUCCCGCUUUGGUAACGUCUCGCGCUUGAGCGAUGUGGCACGCGACUUAAGAAAAUACUGACGUGCCGCAAAACACCUUUUUAGUCGCCGUGUUUAGUCAGCCCGUUUAGUUCGGGUGGAGGUGGGGGGGAUUCAAUUUCUCUCCGAACUCAUCACAUUAAGAUUAACACGGGCAUCUUUAAAAGGAUCUCUCUUUGGUCAUUUAUGAACUUGUUGAACACCCAGCCCUCUGCGGGACCACUGACAUCGAGUGAAUCUCAAUAGCAGUGCAGAUGCCAAGCUGCAACAGAGGAUGACUGACAGAAGGCAAAGCUGAGACGACUGUCAGUCAACAUCCAGCCAGAGAGGCGAUUCGUCAGUGUGUCAGAAGCCUUGCUCUCUCUUCAGUCCGACCGUUCACUUCGUCUUCUCUGCCUCUGCUUUUCUUAUCUCUGCCAGCACCAUCAACCCUGCCUGCUGCCCUGCCCUGACCAGAGGGCUGAGAUAGAAGCAUCAAGUCUAACUCUCAGCCCUGCCAUCUUUAAACUCACCAACAGGAAGCUGGCAUGCUGCUGUACCUCUUUUGGCCCACGCUCAGUAAAAGUUGGAUUAUUUUGUAAAAUAGGCCCAGAUCUUCCACUCCUUCUCCCUCUAUCUCUAUCUCUGCCUGUUGUGUGCUAUCUCUAGCAUCUUUGAGGGGAAGAGAGCAGACAGAUCCUUUACAUCACAGUGAAUAGUCUAUUAGAGGGGCGGCCUGCAUAAAGGAGGAAGCCAUGCAUUUCCCUUUGCUGUUGACACUGCAGGCAUCAUGGCUGACUGUGUGUCAGACCACGCAACACUAUCCCACAACUUGGGGACAUUACGACUUGUGCAAAUCACAUGGAUACACAGACGAGGGCCCGACCUGGUAUUACAUGGCCUGUCAGCCCGAAGCUGCGGACAUGACCAAGUAUCUAAAAGUGACCCUUGACCCACCCAACAUCACCUGUGGAGACCCACCAGAGACCUACUGUACCCUUGAAAAUCCCUACAUGUGCAACAACGAGUGUGAUGCAGCCACAGAUGAGCUGGCUCACCCCCCUGAGCUCAUGUUUGAUUUUGAGGGUCGCAACCCCACCACCUUUUGGCAGUCCACCUCCUGGAAGAAAUACCCCAAACCUCUGGCAGUCAAUUUAACCCUAUCUUGGAACAAGACCAUUGAGCUUACCGAUGACAUCGUCAUCACCUUUGAGUCAGGUCGGCCUGAGCAGAUGGUUCUGGAGAAGUCUCUGGACUAUGGACGUACCUGGCAACCCUACCAGUUCUACGCUACUGACUGCCUUGAUGCUUUCACUAUGGAGCCCAAGACAAUGAGGGACAUUACCCAACACACACUGUUGGACAUUAUCUGCACCGAGGAAUAUUCCCGAGGUUACGUGUGGAAGAAUGACAAGACUGUACGCUUCGAAAUCAAAGACCGUUUUGCACUAUUUGCUGGGCCCAAGCUGCACAAUAUGGCCUCACUGUAUGGACAAUUGGACACCACCAAGAACCUAAGAGACUUUUUCACCAUUACCGACCUGCGCAUACGUCUUCUCAGACCUGCCACGGGUGCCACCAUGGUGGAUGAGAACAACCUUUCCAGAUACUUCUACGCCAUCUCUGACAUUAAAGUACAUGGCAGGUGCAAGUGCAACCUUCACGCCAACAGCUGUAUCUUUGACAAAGAGAAACUGAUUUGCGAGUGUGAGCACAACACCACAGGGCCUGACUGCGGACGCUGUAAGAGGAAUUAUCAGGCCAGAGCUUGGAGUGCUGGAUCAUAUCUCCCUAUCCCCAAGGGCACAGCAAAUAUUUGUUUGCCAAAUAGCGUUGGUCCAGUUAUUCGGCAGAACAUUUCAUCCCUAGGUGUCGCUAACCGAAAUCAAGCUCCUCAAGUUGCUUUGUCAACCAUUCCUUCUGUACAAGUUGCAAACAGUAAGAGAGACUGUAAUUGUAAUCCCUUUGGCUCAGACUCUGAUCGCUGUAAUGGCACAGGAUAUUGUAAAUGUAAGGAGGGAGCGACAGGGGCUAAGUGCCACGAAUGUCUGCCAGGAUAUUUGUGGGACAAUGGCUGCAAAUCCCGGGUGUGUGACAACGAGCUUCUGCGUUGCCAAAACGGCGGCGUAUGCGUGAACAACAUCCGUUGUCAGUGUCCUCCGGCAUACAGCGGCCUGCUGUGCGAGAAACCCUGGUGUGAGAACGAGCCGGGUGGUUGCGGCGGGUCAGACUCGGGCCAGGCCUUUCACCGCCCCCCUGCGUUGAUGCUGCUAUUGCUGCUGUCUGCCUUGGGUCCUGUAUUCCUUGUAGAGAUCUGCUGGAUGACAGUCCUUUGAGAAGCGGAUCUCCAAAUAUCCAGCUUCUUCUGUAUAAGCAGCGCACCAGACCCACAACACUCGGCCGGCCAUGUGGAAUGUGCCCAAAUAUCAAAGCAAAAUUUGAGAGGAUGACAGACAAAAUACAAUAAAUAAAUAUGUCAAUAAAAAUAGUAUUUAUAAAAAUUUAUUACAUGUUAAAGUCUAAAAGUAAAAAUUAAUUUAUUUAUACAAUUUACCUGAGCAUAUGCUUCAUGAAGCAAAUGAGAGGAAGUAGAGAUGUGAACUUAGCCAUAAUAGAUACUCACUCCCCUAAAGAAAGUGACAGGGAGCAGAGCGGACAGACUCAUCCCUUUCCUCCCUGUAUCGCCACUGCAACGGGAGCUGCGUUCUGCCAGCGGCAUGUACAAGUAAAGCCAGCUGCUGCCCCUCACAUGAGCCAUUCUGGGUAUCAUGUUGGCUAGACUGCUUUCAGCUAUUUCAAAAAGGAGCAAUGGGGAAACUGUCCAGAUUGUGUGAACUGACAAUUACGAAAAAAUUAAAACAACAUAAAAAUAAAGAUAGCAGUAAUAAUGCUGAGAAAGACUCAUGACAAGAAACAUAAGCAUUCUUUUCUGUCAGUGCAUUGUGGAUAUAAGGAAAUAUAUUCAGACAGUCACAUCUGACCUGCUUUCAAAUUGAGCUUGAAAUUGGUUGUCCCAACAACACCAAACCCCACCCCACCUCGAACCCAACCAAGGAAAAAAAAAACAUUAGAGUGUCCUUUGUGUCAAGAGCCCUGUCUCUCUUCCACUCUGUGCUUUUGUAAAUGUUAUUCUGUAACCCUUGUUGGUUGAAUUAAAUUCAUUUAUAACUUUUUUUUUUCUUUUUUUUAGUCCGUGUGAUGUUAGUCACACUCAUGUGGUAUACCCCCACACCCCCAAUUCCCACACCCCAAAAAAUAUUAUAAAAAAAACAAAAAAAAAACAUAACGUUUAAAAUGUGUGCUGAGGCCACGUUCAAAAAUGUAUGUUUCACCCAAACAGAUGAAGUGCUUAGACAGUCAUCAGUGUAUUUAAUUUUUGUAUUAAUACAAAGUUAUUUUCUUGACAGAGUAAAAAUAAUGUAGAACAUAUACUUUUUUGUAUUAUUGCUGAAAUGUGUUUAAAGGCAACAUUUUAGUGCGUUCUAUCAAGGUGCAAAACAGAUUUAAAUAUUUGGUUACGUUCGUCCGAAGCUUUAUUUUUAUUUUUUAUUUUUUUUUAUUUUUAUUUUUUUAUUUAGUUGGAUUGUAAAGUUUUCCUAAAGUAUACUGGCAACGUGCUGGCAUCAAAGAAUAUCAGUUUACAUACAGUCUAUAUACUGAAGUGUAAAAAAAGAAAAUCACACCAAAGGACAUUCUAAAUGUUUUCUUGUUGCUUUAACACUGAAAAAUUUAAGUGAAUAAAACUUUAAAAAUACUUUAUGAAACUGUGUUAUACUGUUCUGCGUGUUUUUUAUUUCAAAAUUGUUGUGCAUCUAAACGAGAAGUUUGUUCCUGCAUUGAAAACGCAAAAUGUCUAACACAUGCAUAUAAAUUGCAUACUUUGCAGAACAGUGGAAAAUGCUUUAAACCUCAGAAUUUUCUGCACACCAUUUAUCUUGAAUUCAAUACAGUAAUGAUUUGUUUCAGUGAAACACAUUAUCGGAUGGGCAAAAUUAAAUAUUAACAGCUAUUGAUGUCUCUUUGAGAGCCUGUUUUAUGGAGUUGGUCUUGCCUGUGAGUAAACUGCCCAUCUACCGCUCAUGCUUGUUUUUAACAGAAACUUUUACAGCCGUUUUCACGAUUAUAGACAGUUGUCUGAAAACAAAGGCCUGUUAAAUGAUUCAUUUUCUGAGGAGAUGCCUCUCCUCUGCAACAGUUCAUUAGUAACUGGACACUGAUUUAUGAAUCCAUGUAUUCCUUCUUAGUAUGUUUGCUUAUGAAAAAAUAAAUGUUGUUUUAGUGAUGUUGCACAUUUAUGUUAUAUUUUAUAAACCACAAUUCUAUUUAAUAUUUCAUCUGGAAAUGGAGCAUUGGUGACCAAAUAACCA
Myxocyprinus asiaticus (Chinese sucker) is the source of this 4896-nucleotide messenger RNA. Its product is annotated as netrin-G1-like. Gene Ontology annotation, molecular function: cell-cell adhesion mediator activity. The coding region runs from base 1285 to 2865 and encodes 526 amino acids. The transcript has 9 exons. The record is from RefSeq and is a predicted model, not a curated record. NCBI's taxonomy places the organism in Eukaryota, Metazoa, Chordata, Actinopteri, Cypriniformes, Catostomidae.